CUGGCACCCGUGUCGAUGUCGAACAUCCAGAUUGGUGUGUCCCAACUUGCCAAAACUGGAAGCAAGGCACAACUUGAGAUAAUCAGACAAUGGCUGGAGCAUUGCGACAAAAACCACUCAGAAUGUUGCCCUGCUGCCCUCUCAACCAGCGGCUUCUCCAUCCCGACCCGGCUCGUCGAUGUGGGAGAGCCACAAUGUCCUUCAAUCAAGCUCGUCAAGACGAAACCAGGCGACCAGAUGAGAUACAUUGCAUUGUCACAUCAAUGGGGGAAACUGAAGCACUUUUGUACCACGAUGCAGAAUAUUGAGCAUCACAGAGACAAGAUCAACAUGCACGAACUUCCAAGUACAUUUCGCGAUGCAGUGAAUGUAACAAGGGGGCUGGGCAUCCGUUAUAUAUGGAUUGACUCGAUUUGCAUCAUUCAAGGAGCGGACGGCGAUUUCCACCAAGAAGCUCCGAAGAUGGAGGGAGUGUUCAGCUCAGCGUAUGUGGUGUUGGCAGCGAGCUCGAGCGAUGGGCAGAAUGAUGGGUUUCUCAAGGAGCGUGGAAGUCGGCAAUGCAUCAGGAUCCUACACGAGAACAUGCCGGACUUUUACAUCGGUCAUUUUAUUGACGACUUCACCAAGGACGUCAUAGACAGCCCGCUGAAUAAACGCGGGUGGGUGCUUCAGGAACGAGCCUUAGCUCGCAGGACAAUCUACUUCACACAUACUCAGACAUAUUGGGAGUGUGGACAAGGAGUGCAUUGUGAGACUUUCAGGAAGAUGCAUAACGAAUUGUCAUCAUUCAUUGGCGACCCAAAUUUCCCAAUGGUAGCCCUCAAAUCCACACGCGGUGCUCGGAUUCGGUUGUUCCAGAACUUGUACAGACAGUACUCUCGCCUUGAUUUCACAAGGGACUACGACCGCCCUCUUGCAAUCGCCGGGCUCGAGAAAAGGCUAAUUCAGGCCUUCAAUACGUCUGGAGGAUUCGGUAUCUUCGACGAUGGGCGCGGUCUGCUCCGACGAAGCCUCUUGUGGUAUCGCAGCAGCAUCGACACACCCCUUAAACUCAUUCAGUUUCCGAAUGACUGGAAGUUGAAGGUGCCCAGUUGGUCCUGGAUGGCCUAUCAGGGGGGGAUUGAGUACCUUGAAUUGCCCUUCCAGGGGGUGGACUGGCUAUUAGAGGAGAUGACGCCGCCAUGGUGCACGUCCGAGACUACAUCUACCUGGCGUACAGGAGACGAAGAAGAAGUCCCAGAGCUGCAUGCGGUAGCAAGAAGUUUUGAUUUGGGCCGUAUGGGCAGAUCAACAAGAGGAGAGGCCCACGCCAUAUAUGACAGACCUGUGGGCGGGACCAAGCCAAAUUCCAGCCAUAAUUCAGUCAAAUGUGUGGUCAUGGGCAGGCUAAGGGAUCCCGCACAAAUCGAGCGAAACCGAAGACAUUACGUUCUUUUAGUGAGAGAAGGUAUCAGUGGAGGUCAGCGUCAGAGGCGCCCAGUCUGGGAGAGAGUAGGCGUUGGGUACUUACCGGGAGGCUGGAUUUCAUUGAAUGACGACGGCAUGGAUGUUGUAGUUCGUUAAAUCUACCUGUUGUCAACCCCUCAAGUCUCCCUGUAUCUUGAGGAUUCACAAUAAAACUUUCGCCUGACUCAGAGUCCACCGUCUCCGAGAAUUCAUUUGAUCUCAC
Cryphonectria parasitica EP155 is the source of this 1669-nucleotide messenger RNA. RefSeq names its product HET-domain-containing protein. The transcript is spliced from 2 exons. The coding region runs from base 16 to 1563 and encodes 515 amino acids. The record is from RefSeq and is a predicted model, not a curated record. NCBI's taxonomy places the organism in Eukaryota, Fungi, Ascomycota, Sordariomycetes, Diaporthales, Cryphonectriaceae.